Molecule: messenger RNA, 358 nt
Organism: Dipodomys spectabilis (banner-tailed kangaroo rat)
Lineage: Eukaryota; Metazoa; Chordata; Mammalia; Rodentia; Heteromyidae
Gene: Sst
Product: somatostatin
Exons: 2
Coding region: 8-358 (116 amino acids)
Biological process (GO): regulation of cell migration
Cellular component (GO): extracellular region
Molecular function (GO): hormone activity
Source: RefSeq, a predicted model, not a curated record
UGACACCAUGCUGUCCUGCCGCCUGCAGUGCGCGCUGGCCGCGCUCUCCAUCAUCCUGGCCCUGGGAGGUGUCACCGGCGCGCCCUCGGACCCCAGGCUCCGUCAGUUUCUGCAGAAGUCUCUGGCUGCUGCUGCAGGAAAGCAGGAACUGGCCAAGUAUUUCUUGGCAGAGCUGCUGUCUGAGCCCAACCAGACUGAGAAUGAUGCCCUGGAACCUGAAGAUCUGCCCCAGGCUGCUGAGCAGGAUGAGAUGAGGCUGGAGCUGCAGAGAUCUGCAAACUCAAACCCAGCGAUGGCACCCCGAGAACGCAAAGCUGGCUGCAAGAAUUUCUUCUGGAAGACGUUCACAUCCUGUUAG